UGUACAGUCCAGGUGAAGUUGGAGCUUGGACACCGUGCCCAGCUGCGCAAAAAGCCCACCACUGAAGGGUUCACCCACGACUGGAUGGUCUUUGUACGCGGCCCGGAGCAGUUUGAAAUCCAGCACUUUGUGGAGAGGGUGGUCUUCCGCCUCCAUCAGAGCUUCCCUAAACCCAAACGUGUUUGUAAAGAGCCCCCUUACAAAGUGGAGGAGUCCGGCUACGCGGGCUUCAUUAUGCCCAUUGAGGUCUACUUCAAAAACAAGGUGAGAAGCAGGACCUCCAAGGUCAAUAACCGCUUGGUCUCUUCCCAGGUGAUGGUCAUGCCGGAAGGUGCAGAAGCCGUCUCCAGGCCGAGCCCCGACUACCCCAUGCUUCCCACCAUCCCCCUCUCGGCCUUCUCUGAUCCUAAGAAGUCCAAACCAUCCCACGGAUCAAAGGAGGUGAGCAAAGAGGGGGGCAAGGUCUCCAAGCCCCACAAAGUCACCCGGGAGCACCGGGAGAGGCCCAGGAAAGACUCGGAGAGCAAAAACGCCGCUCGGGACCUGGAGCGGGAAGCCGGCAAGGCCGCCAAGGAGCCCUCCAAGAAGCACGCGGCCGAGAACAAAGGGCCGAAGGAGGAGAAGCCGGUGCCCAAGGCCGUCCUGAAGGAGGCCAAGCUGGCCCUGAAGGAGCACAAGCUGGAGAACGCCUCGCCCAAGGGGGGGGCGCCCCCGGCCCCCGAAGGGAAGCCCACGGCCAAGCGGCCCUUGCCGGUGGAGUCGCCCAAGCCCACGGGCAAGAAGCCGAAGAAGAACAGCUCCAAGGGGGCCAAGACCCUCCCCACCAACGCCCACCGGACCACCAACACCACCACCACCACCACCUCCUCCUCCUACGCGGAGAAGAAGCCGCCCAAGGAGAAGCCGCCCAGCGCCAAAGCCGAGAAGGCCAAGCCGGAGAGCGAGGCCAAGGCCGUCAAGAAGCCCGUGGAGCUGACCGUGGCCGAGGAGUCCAACUCGGAGGACGAGGCUUCGCUCAAGUCAGAGUCUGCCGUAUCCAGUCCUUCCAACUCCAGCUCCAGUUCCGACUCCAGCUCCGAUUCUGAUUUUGAGCCGUCUCAGAACCACAGUCAAGGGCCGCUGCGUUCCAUGGUGGAGGACCUGCAGUCAGAAGAAUCGGACGAUGACGACAGCUCUUCUGGAGAAGAAGUGGCGGUCAAGUCCACCCCCAUCAGCAGAGAGGCCAGACUCAGCCACAGCGACAGCGACACUGACAACAGCGGGGACUCCUGCCUGCCCAGCCGAGACACGCCGCCCAGGCAAAAAGUCACCUCCGCUAACAAUAAGGUCAAUCACCAACGGACCCCCCAGUUAAAGCCACCUAACUGGUCUUCUCUCCUCCCCCCCCCCCAGGCCUACACGGAUGAGUUGGUGGAGCUUCACCGGCGGCUGAUGGCUCUACGAGAACGUAACGUGCUACAGCAGAUCGUCAACCUGAUCGAGGAGACGGGCCACUUCAACGUCACCAACACCACCUUCGACUUUGACCUCUUCUCCCUGGACGAGACCACCGUCCGCAAGCUGCAGAGCUACCUGGAGGCGGUGGCCACGUGA
Protobothrops mucrosquamatus (brown spotted pit viper) is the source of this 1593-nucleotide messenger RNA. RefSeq names its product MLLT1 super elongation complex subunit (gene MLLT1). The transcript has 9 exons. Gene Ontology annotation, cellular component: super elongation complex. NCBI's taxonomy places the organism in Eukaryota, Metazoa, Chordata, Lepidosauria, Squamata, Viperidae. Gene Ontology annotation, biological process: regulation of DNA-templated transcription. The record is from RefSeq and is a predicted model, not a curated record. The annotation marks the transcript as partial.